CAGAAGCAACAGGAUUGUAUCCCCCAGCAGCUACAUGUGGCAAUAAACGCCAAGCUAAAAUGGGUGAAAGGGCCUUUGGGUGCCGUAUGAACUCUUGAAUGAAUGAAGUUCCUGGAAUUAAAAAAUCCGGCUCCUGUGGCUAACUAAAUGGGGAUUUUCUUUGCAUUUGCCCAAGAUACUCUGCAUGAUAACACCUUCUGCUGAGUUCCUUCAAAUCAAAGAACUAUAAACAUUUAUUUUGCUUGAUCUGGUGACAACUUCCUUGUAACUGCUUUAACUCUUGUAAAGCAAUGGAGGAUGCAAGGACAAGAAGCUUAAAGGAUGCAUACGGCGAGUGAGAAAUAACAGAAAUAAUCCUUAACACUUUUCUUCAUCUAAAAUAGUGAUGUUUCAAUUCUCCUGACAUUGAACACAUUCCUGAAAAUGAGAUUGGAUAAGAUUGGUCUUCUAAGCUUCUUCUUGCACCUGGCAGGAGCAAUUCUGGAUAUCACUCUGGUGGCCAAUGUUCUGAGUCCCUCACACAACAACUUCUACCUGUCCUGUGUGACAGGUGAGCGGAAUGCCAGCCUCCAAAUUGACAGAGACAAUGCCAUGAUCAAGACCACAUCCAAGUUCCAGAUAUACAGGAACAGCAGCAAGGAGGUGCAUAUGAGAGGGUUUUCCCGAGCAGGCCUGGUAGGCAUCACAUACUGCCUGGGGAAGACACAGUCAGAGCAAACCAGAGUUGUUUAUGUGCACAAUGACAUUAACGCCAACCUGAUUCCAGAGAAAGUGACACACACAAUCAGCCUCUUCCAGUCUGCCAUACUUGUUGCCAGGAUAAAGAAUGGGAAGAAAACAGAUAUCUGGUGGAAAAGGAAUGGGACUUAUUAUGACACCAUGCACCAGGGUGAGUUAAAGAAGAAUCAGUCCAUUCUGAUCCUGUCCUCUGUUACCAUGGCUGAUGGUGGGAUUUACAGUGCCACAUUUAUAGAGGACAGCCCUUUGUCAAGUGCCUUCUUCAGACUGAUUGUGCGAGGUUGUGCAGCCAAGAAAUGGGGCUCGUUCUGUGACAAAGACUGUCCCGAUUGCCUGAAUGGAGGCAUCUGCCAUCACAUUGUGGGAGAAUGUAUCUGUCCACCAGGCUUCAUGGGCACCCGCUGUGAAAAAGCAUGUAGGGAAGGUUGGUUUGGGCGAAACUGCCAAGAGAGGUGUCCUAGUGAGCAGGGCUGCAGAGGGUUAUCCUUCUGUCUGCCUGACCCAUACGGCUGUUCCUGUGCUGCUGGGUGGAGUGGCCUACAAUGCAAUUCAGCUUGUUCUCCUGGCAAAUAUGGUCCUGACUGUACCCUGGAGUGUAACUGCCAGAACGGAGGCACCUGCAAUCGAUUCAGUGGCUGUAUCUGUUCUUCUGGUUGGCAUGGACAGCAUUGUGAAAAGUCAGACCGUAUACCCCAGAUCAUCAACUUGGUGUCUCACUUGGAGUUUAACCUAGGCUCCCAGACUGUAGUUACCUGCAUAGCAACAGGCAACCCACCUCCUGUGCGUGAUAACAUUGAACUACGCAAGCCUGAUGGAACAGUGAUAAUACCCACAAAAGCCAUCAUGGAAAAGGACAUGACAACCUGUGAAUUUCAAGUGUCACAAGUGGUCUCUUCUGACUCUGGCCUCUGGGAAUGCCGUGUCUCUACUACUGGGGGACAGGAUAGUGGCAAGUUCAAAGUUACUAUAAAAGUGCCUCCAAUGCCAUUAAGUCCUCCUAGACUUCUGGCCAAGAAGAGUCAGCAGCUGGUGAUAUCCCCUGUGGGGCCUGUGGCAGGUGAUGGGCCCCUCAUCUCCAUCAAAGUUCUGUAUAAGCCCCAAAUGGGCAGUAGCUGGUCAUCUAUUGAAGCAGUUGAUAACACCCAGAACAUCACUCUCAUGAACCUGCGACCUGUCACAGCCUACAUUGUUAAGGUGCAGCUAACACGCCCUGGAAAGGGAGGAGAAGGUGCCGCUGGCCCCAGUGCUAUCAUGGUAACAGAGUGCAAAGAGCCAACAGUCAAACCUGUAAUUGAAGGUUCAUUUGUUGAAGGGAGCAACAAUCUACGUGUGAACUGGAAUUUGCCCAAUAGUGACAACGUGGGUUCUGGGUUCCUUGUCCGGCUCUAUGAUGCAGCUAAAAAGCUUGUUCAUCAGGAAAAUGUCACUUCCAUGAUUGUUCAGUCAGCCUAUAUUCCACAUCUCAAGUUCAAGAAGGACUAUAGCCUAGAAGUAAUGGUCUAUCACUGCACCAGCUUGGGACCACCAUCUGAUCUCUACAAAUUCAAGAUCAACAGUAAGGGACCCUCAUCACCACGCUCUCUCUCUGUGAACUCCCUUGCUGAUAACACCAUCAGGCUGUCCUGGCUAGCCCCUGAAUACUCUAAUGGGGGCAUCAACAAAUAUACUGUAGAGGUGCAGCAGCUGGGAGGCAGCAGUGAUCCACAAUGGAUGGACACAGAGAAUGGCAGGGAUACCACAAAGAUUAUCACAGGGCUUAAUGCCAGCACAAUCUACCAGUUUCGGGUGCGAGCCAUCUCUUACGUACCGGGCGAGUGGAGCCAGCCUGUGAGAGCUGAAAUCCUGGGUGAUGGAGCCCUGAGCCAAGUGCCUACCCUGGAAAGUAAAAACUUGCCUCCAUCUAUCACGGACCAGCAACUGGUAUUAGCCAUUGUGGGCUCUGUCUCUGUCACCUGCCUGACCAUAUUGUUUGCUCUCCUGGCUCUUUUCCUCAUCAAGAAGAAUUGUUUUCAUCGUCGCCGCACCUUUACCUACCAGUCUGGCUCAGGAGAAGAAACUAUUCUGCAAUUCAACUCAGGCACCCUGACACUGACACGCCGGCCCAAACCACAGCCUGAGCCACUCAGCUAUCCCAUCCUGGAGUGGGAAGACAUCAAGUUUGAGGACAUGAUAGGGGAAGGGAACUUUGGACAAGUCAUCCGAGCCAUGAUCAAGAAAGAUGGUCUGAGAAUGAAUGCCGCCAUCAAGAUGCUGAAAGAAUUUGCCUCUGAGAAUGACCACCGGGACUUUGCUGGAGAACUAGAAGUUCUCUGCAAGCUGGGUCAUCAUCCCAAUAUCAUCAACUUGCUGGGAGCCUGUGAGAACAAGGGUUACCUAUACAUCGCUAUUGAAUAUGCACCCUAUGGGAAUUUGCUAGACUUCCUACGCAAAAGCCGAGUGUUGGAGACAGAUCCUGCCUUUGCCAGAGAGCAUGGAACAGCCUCAACCCUCACAUCCCAGCAGCUCUUGCAGUUUGCAUCUGAUGUAGCCAAAGGCAUGCAGUAUCUGAGUGAAAAACAGUUUAUCCACCGAGACCUGGCUGCCAGGAACAUACUGGUGGGUGAAAACUUGACCUCCAAGAUUGCUGAUUUUGGUUUGUCCCGAGGAGAGGAAGUUUAUGUUAAGAAGACAAUGGGUCGUUUACCAGUUCGUUGGAUGGCCAUUGAAUCCUUGAAUUACAGCGUAUACACAACCAAAAGUGACGUGUGGUCUUUUGGGGUCCUUUUGUGGGAAAUUGUGAGCUUGGGAGGGACACCGUAUUGUGGCAUGACGUGUGCUGAGCUAUAUGAAAAGCUGCCACAAGGAUACCGCAUGGAGAAGCCUCUCAAUUGUGAUGAUGAAGUGUAUGAAUUAAUGCGUCAAUGCUGGCGGGACCGGCCAUAUGAACGUCCACCAUUUGCUCAGAUUUCAGUGCAGCUCAUUCGCAUGCUAGAAGCUAGGAAGGCAUAUGUGAACAUGGCAUUAUUUGAGAACUUCACUUAUGCAGGAAUUGAUGCAACAGCUGAGGAGGCAUGAGGGACCUGACUCCUCCCCCUCUGGCUACAAACAGAGCCCGGAUGAUUGGGACUUUCUUGUACAUUUGCCUCAUGGGGAUGUCAGCAGCUUAUCACACAGACUGUGCUGGGCACAGUGUACAGUUGGACGCUGUUAGUUUAGAAGAUUCUGCAGGAACCUAAUAUGUCAACUUUCCUUACAGUAGAGGAGACUACCCUUGAAUGGAUUGUUCCAAUAUGUGUGGCUUUUAAAAAUCAAACAUUAUAGGUAUUUUCUGUGUAAGAGAGAGGCCCAUCACUCCAAGGGAGAACAUGUCCAAAAUGUUCCACCAUACUGAAGAAAAAAAGUCUAAGAAGAUUGGGAACCAGUCAAGGACACUGUGGCUACAACGCACACCACACAAGAAAGGACAGCCCUACAUUACUGCCAAAUUCCUUGGACAGCAUUACAGAAAAGAUGGGGCAGUUGGCAAACAGGGCAAUUCUUUCCAGAAUCCAAUUCUCCAAGAAAUAACGUCUAUCUACAAUGAUCAACUUUGUCAGCCCCACUGGGUAGACCAGACCAGGAAAGCAACUCCACAGGAAGGCUAAAACGACUUUUAUUGAGACUGACUGUAAUAAUGGAAUCUUGCAAGUCUGAUUGUGCUAUACCUCUUCCUCCUUCUUAUGGUUCAAUGAAUUAGAGAGGCAUCUGCGUGAGGUGCUUCCGAAUGUUAUUGUUCUGGACUUUAAAAAAAUGCUUCAGCCUUUUUUGCCUAGGUAAUUUUUCCUACAUAUCUCCAUCAAGGUCAUCUUCCUUACUCUCUAUAUCUUUUUCCUCAUUUCAUGAUGACCUGGCCAUUUCCUGAAAUAAGACCAUAUGACACUGAGCCCAGCAUUUGAAAUUCUAGUUCUUAGAUAAGCCACUAGAUAUACUAAGUACCUAGUGAAGAAACUGGAACAAAGGCCUGGCACCCUUGAGGUGUGGACUAGAAAAAGGAGAGAAGUCCCAACCUCAUUUCCUUCUAUGAAAAAAAAAAUCUGUCCCUUCCUCUUCUCAGUCUAAGCCACUAACUCAUAAUGUUCCCAGAAAGUUAGGGAGUUACACAGGAAAUCUCCUUCAAACAUAUUAACCAGACCAAGAUACAUAAUGCAUCUAAGAACUGACCAUCAGUCCUCCCUCCUUCAAAAGGGACUGAUAGCUUUCUAGUGAGGAAAUCUAUGAGUUCCAGCAGGAUUUGGAGGAGGGGGUGGUUGGCGGAGAUUAUUAGAUCAGAUUAAGCUUUCAGUAAGGAAAGUACUGUAAAGAAUUUCAGAAACUUUUAUUUGUGAAAUUUAAUAUACCUACCUGCUUAGAAACAGGAUACUGAGCUGACUGUACAACACUUAGGAAAUUCCUUCCAUACUGAAGACUUCUGUGUCUCACCUCUGCUCCCCAGAAACAUUAGAACUUUGGAAAAUAGGUUUCCAGGAAAACACAGAGGCAUUUGUUAGCUUCUCUAGACAGCUACAAUUUAAACAAAACCAAAUACCAAAAAAAAACCCCAUGCCUUAUAACUCUAUGGAAAACUAAUUCAAACUUUGAGGGCAUAUUUCAUUAUUGAUUCUUUUCCAGCCUCCAUGAGCCACAGGGGUGAUGUCAUUAGAGUGGGAAGGAACAAUAUUUUCAGCUGUUUCUUCCAAAGUUGAAGGCCUGCAGAAGAUAGAUGGCUAUUAUAACUUAUAAUGCACCUUAACUCUUUUCCCUUACCAAAAGAAAAAAAAAUGUUCUACCUUAAAACAACUGUUUAUAUCACUGAAUUUUAAUGGCAGAAUCUUGAAGGCUCAAGGCAACUGGAAAAAUGGGUCUGGGUCAUAUCCAACUUAAGGACUGCAACUUACCCCUGCCCUCUAAGUUCCAGUGUUUCUUAUACUGCAAUUCCAGAAAAGGUCUUAGCUAUUAUGAAGUAAAUGAUUAGGGCUUGGCAAUGUUUCAGAUUCAGUCUUCAAAAAUUGCUUUGAAGAGUAUAGGAAUAAAAAGAUAGCAUCUGAAAAAGCAACUUUUUCUGGAUUGAAAAGAUGCAAGUUGUUCAAGGUGUGGCCAACAGGUGUUCAGUUUAUACUCUUGCGCAGCCCAAAGCAGGAGACUUUCAGGAGAUUGCAUCUAAAGUAUUGCAGAGUUUUCUGAAAAGGGUUACCCAAGUAAGCUAUGGUUUUUGUCUACGAUGGCAACUACAAGAAGAGUGUAUUCUCAUUUUAUCACUUGAAAGCAGAUAAGAUCUUUAAAAGAAUCAAGGUCAGCCUUCCCAAUUUGAUCUCUUCCAGAAAUGUUAGAAUCCAGUUCCCAGCAUUCCUCCGUAACCUAUGGUUAGCUUUUUUUUUUUUUUAAAGAUGUCAAGUCAGUUUUUGACUCUUGAUGACUGCCUGGACAAGUCCCUGCAAGAAAUGUUUCUUGGCAACAUUUUCAGAAGUGGUUUGCCAUUGCCUGCUUCCUAGGGCUGAGAGGGUGUGACUGGCCAAGAUCACCCAGCCAGCUUUCAUGCCUAAAGAGGCACUAGAACUCACAGUCUCCUAGUUUCUAGCCUGAUGCCUUAAUCGCUACACCAAACUUGCUCUAACAGUUAGCCUUAAUGCCUAGAAAUUAUGGGAAAUGAAGUGAAAUGCAUCAUUUUAGGGCACCAGGCUAGAUUUAGGGCUGAUUUGGAUUUGUGGAGGAAAAAGCUUCCAGUAUUUUAAGGGGGAUUAUCAUACUUUCAGAUUUUUAUUGGAGGAUAAGACUGUUUGUCAGCAGGGGUGACUUUAUAAUAAAGGCAGGAGGUAGUAGUGACAAUCCAGAAAUCUCCAGGUCCCUAUUUCAGUAAGUAGCCUGUUUAUUCAUUACUAUGGUAUGCAGGAAGCAUUGUUGCCACUGUGUAAUGUUUAUUGAAAGGUGCCCCAGUGUCUCUUUUUCCAUUACAUUUAUAAGGUGUAUAAGUGCUCAGAACAGCAGAUAGGGCAGGAAAGAGUAGAAUAUACAGAACAUUCUCUUUCACGCCAUUGUAGUUAUACCAAUUAGCUGUUAAAGCUGAUUAGGAACAGAACAGCUAUUUAGCAAAUGAAAUCGGUGUCCAUUUAGAUUACACAGAGCAGGUGGGGCAACUGUAUGGGUUAAACUCGGUCUUUAGCACUCCUCUUUAUUAUGGCAUGGCCUACUUUUGGCUUUCUUUGGCUUUAAAUAUUUUAAGAUGCAGAAUAGGAAAGAGACAGUAAAAGAAAAAAAGAAAAUCAAUGUAUACAUGUAAAUCAGUUUUUCUUCCCUGUUAAAUUUUUGCAGAAAUGUAGGCUCAUGUAUUUGCUGCUCCCCCUUCCCACUCUGCUUUCUGGAUCUUAUUGUUGCUUGCCCUAGAACAAGUAGCUGCUAUGGAUUCAAAAGUAUGCUUUGCAUAUUGUUGUAUGGAUCUCUUCUUCCUUACCAAACCUUUUGCUUUGUUCCAUACAUAAAUUGUUGCAAACGCAAUUUUUUCAUAAAUGAGUUUUUCCUAACAAA
Candoia aspera is the source of this 7254-nucleotide messenger RNA. RefSeq names its product tyrosine kinase with immunoglobulin like and EGF like domains 1 (gene TIE1). NCBI's taxonomy places the organism in Eukaryota, Metazoa, Chordata, Lepidosauria, Squamata, Candoiidae. Gene Ontology annotation, molecular function: protein binding; transmembrane receptor protein tyrosine kinase activity; ATP binding. The transcript is spliced from 23 exons. The coding region runs from base 424 to 3792 and encodes 1122 amino acids. Gene Ontology annotation, cellular component: plasma membrane; signaling receptor complex. The record is from RefSeq and is a predicted model, not a curated record. Gene Ontology annotation, biological process: positive regulation of angiogenesis; positive regulation of kinase activity; cell surface receptor protein tyrosine kinase signaling pathway.